AUGGCAAACACACAUGGUCAAGUCAUCUUUCCACCCAGCUGCUCCAUCAUCUUCAUCUUCCUGCAGCUCCUGUCCUGCGGCAUCCCUGCAAAUGGGAAAGCUGAUUUCUCUGUCUUUGGGCCUGGCGAGCCUGUUCUGGCUGUGCUCGGGGGAAAUGUGGGGCUACCAUGUCAUCUGUCCCUCAAUAUCAGUGCCAAGGACAUGGAGCUGCAGUGGUACAGGGAUCAGCCAUCCCAAGUUGUGCACCUGCACAAGAAUGGGAUGGACGUGAAGGAAGAACAGAUGAGGGAGUACCAGGGAAGGACCACCUUCCUGAGCGCUGGGCUGGACCAGGGACAGGCCGCAGUGAGGAUAAACGGUGUCACAGUUUUUGAUAACGGAACCUUCCACUGCAACUUCAAAGACGGCAUCAUGUCGGCAGAGGCCAGGCUGUGGCUGAUGGUGGCAGGGCUUGGCUCGAAGCCUAGACUCCGAGUACAAGUUAUCCAGGGUGAAGGUGUCUGGGCACAAUGCACCUCGCAGGGCUGGUAUCCAGAGCCCCGGGUGGAGUGGAGAGACUUUAGAGACCAGCUCCUACCUUCUGCGACCUACUUCUCAGCCUCACCAACAACAGGCCUCUUCUCAGUGGUGUCCAAUGUGACCAUCCAGGAUGAGGUUGUGGGGAACUUCUCCUGCUCCAUCUACAGCCCCCUCCUCCAGAGGAAGAAAAUGGCCAACCAUCACUUGCCCCCUCUGUUUUCCAGAAGUUCCCCGUCAAUGGCAUGGAGGACGGUGCUACCUCUGAUCCUCACUGUGGCAGGGCUUGCCACAGCUGGAGCCACCUGUCUCUUCCAGAAAUGUCAGAAGGACAGGAAUAUGGUGCAGCUGGAAGAAGAGACACUGUAUAGAGCAGAGGAUCAGCACUUCCAAGGCUGGACAAAGGACAAGGUCAUCCAUGUGAGCCCAUCCCUGGACCCUGAUACCGCAAGCCCCAAACUCGCCCUGUCUGAGGAUGGGAAGAGUGUGAGGCGGCUGUUCUUUGACCAGGAACUGCCAGAUGUCCCCAGCAGAUUUGACCAGGAUCCCUGUGUACUGGCCCGGGAGAAGUUCUCUGCUGGGCGGUAUUACUGGGAGGUCCAGGUGGGGCACAGGAAGGCCUGGAAUGUUGGCGUGUGUCUGGAGAGCUUGGAUCGGAAGGGAAGGAUCCCCAAGGCCCCCCAGCAUGGACUCUGGACCCUGGAGCUCUACAAGAAGACGUUGUGGGCCCUCGCCUUCCCAAGGGUUCGCCUGUACCCUUCAGGGCCCCUGCAUCAGGUGGGCAUUCUCCUGGACUGUGAUGCUGGCACAGUCUCCUUCUACAACAUGGGCAAUGGAUCUCUCAUCUACACAUUCUUUGGACUCUCCUCAGAGCCCCUGAGGCCAUUCUUCUGCCUCUGGACACACGACACCAUCCCCCUGAUCAUCUCAGAUUUUGAGGCCCCAGAGGCCUUGGGGCCUCCUCAGAACCAGGGAGAGAAGAGGGUGGGGACCCUCCUCCAACAAGACCCGUGA
This is a messenger RNA of Zalophus californianus (California sea lion), 1530 nucleotides long. It is a transcript of the gene BTNL10, whose product is annotated as butyrophilin like 10. Gene Ontology annotation, cellular component: external side of plasma membrane. Lineage: Eukaryota; Metazoa; Chordata; Mammalia; Carnivora; Otariidae. Gene Ontology annotation, biological process: regulation of cytokine production; T cell receptor signaling pathway. Gene Ontology annotation, molecular function: signaling receptor binding. The record is from RefSeq and is a predicted model, not a curated record. The coding region runs from base 1 to 1530 and encodes 509 amino acids. The transcript has 6 exons.